GGAGUGGGAGACAGACGAUUCUGAGCCUCGCGCUUCAACAAGCAGGAACAAUACUCGUCGUACGAACGCUCCUGGACAACGCGACCUGCCCCCUUUCGACAUCAGGGAUAUGUCUCCCUUUGGCGAUAGUGCCCUCGGGGAUUUCAUGUACGGUAUGGGAGCCAAUGGGUUUGGUUCGAUGCUCAGAAACAAUGGUGUUCCGCCAAUGGGCUUUGAUCCUCGUGAUUUCUUUGGCAGCGACGACUACUACGAAAAUUCCACCGAUGACGACGAAUUUCCCAAUGAACAAGGUUCUUCUGGGGAUGGUGGCUCUUCUGAAGACAAUCGUCCUCCUGCCAAUGAGGUUCCUGCUGACAAUGAUGAUUCUGAUGAUGAUUCUGAUGAUGACUCUUCUUCUGAAGAUUCCGAGGAAGAAGAGUAUUGGGCUAUGUACAGAGCCGAGGAACAGAAAAUGAAGUUGAGAAAACAGCAAGCCAAAGAGGGAACCCGGAAACAUUCCUCCAUCGGUCCUUCAGAUACCUCCGCAUCUGGCUCCGCUCCGAAGGAUACCAAGCAGACUGAGAGUGCUUCGACUCCUAUCGCAUCAACUGCCGAGGAGAAAUCGACACAAGCUCGCAAUCGAGGCAAUGAUCUGUACCGCAAAGGCUUAUUCGAUGAUGCGACCAAGGCAUAUUUCGAGGCACUGUCUUUGACCCCCAACGACCCGGCACCACUCUCAAAUCUUUCUGCCGUACAGUUCGAGCUGGGUAACUAUUCUGGAUCGGAGGUCUACGCUGAGAAGGCGCUCAAGCUUUUAGAAGACGAGGAAGACACUAACGUGAAGAAACAAAAACUCUUCGUUCGAUUAGCAAAAGCGAAGGUUCUGACUUCUAAGGAUGCCGCUCUCGUGGCCACGAAGGUGGAAUCUUCUGUUGAAAAGGACAAAAUCCUGAAGAGCAUGGCUAUGAACAUUGCAAGCAAGAAAUCAUCUUCUUGGUCAAAAAUCUUGGACGAGCUGUCCAUAUACAGACCAUCAUUGGAAGCAGAGGGAGAGUAUUACGCUGUGGGCCAUGAUCCACCCAACCCGGAGUUGGACAGCAAGAUGAUUUCAUCGAAGGGCGAUCUUUCUUGGAUGUUCGCAGGUAUUGGAGAUGCACGAAACUUCUUUGCAACUCUUAUACAUCUGGACAAGGCCGAGCACGAUAAGAAAACCAAGAGGAAAUUCCAUUUCUCACUCCUUGAUUUGAAGGCAGCAGCGAUGGCCAAGGUCCUAGUUCUGCUCCACUUGCUCAACCAGAUCGGUGAUCGCGGUGCUUUGACGUGCUUGGCCUAUGUCUUUGGAUCAAUCAUUAUGCCAGCUUUUGCCUACGACAAGUUACAGCAAACGGUCACCGCGCUUGUUGACAAAUUGCAAGCUGGUAGCCCUGUUGCAGACUGGAUAUACAUUUCAGAGGCUCAGAGAGCUCCACUGUUGCGUCAACUCCGUUCAUGGCAACAGCAUCUCGAUGGGAAGUACGAUACAGCCACGUUCCGUCAGCAUGGUCUCUUGCAAGCUUCACAGGGAAAGAUGGGUCGCUACAGCACCCAUGGAGCUGAAGACCAUGUUCCGCCUUUCUGUGAGCGCGACGAUGUGAUAUUCUGGACAUAUGGUAUUGUCAUGCCGCAAGGCGAACUGGCAGCCAAGCAUGAGAAGCAGCUGCUCCGGCUUAUCGAGGGUCAGAAAUUGAGCCCGAGGGGACCUCCCCUGCCAGAUCGAAAGAUCACCGAUUACAUUGACCGGAAUUGGAAGCCGAACGUGACCCUUGUCGACAUUGACUGGGAGGCUAAGCGCCAAAAGCGAGACUCUAAGGAUCCACCCGACUUCACCUUCAACCCGCCCGAAUUGGCAUUCGUUAUGUUCGCAUGUCAGGAAUUCCUGUUGUUCUGUCCAGAUGAACAGCACGCGAGAAUUUUCGGACUCUCUAAUCUGCUCGAGUAUUUCGAGUUGUUCUUCAGGUCCACUAUGCUAGCUCUGAAAGAGCUUCGCUCUCGCUUGUGUGUGGAGAUUGUCGUAGGUGAGAUGAAUGACUGUUUGGAGCGCAUACACCACGACACUUGGAGCACACGAGGUCAGAAGCAGGGCAAGUUCGACCCGCAACAGUUCCCGAAACUGUACAACCGUGUCCACAUGAGUAACAUCCCUGACUAUGUGGGUGGUGCGCUCAGCACAUUUCUAUUCGGCGUGCCCCUUCUGCAGCGCGAGAAGAGUUCUGCACUCAAUUCUUGCGUUCUGCUCAACACUCCGGCUUUCAACAACCACGAAGACUACCUCGCUGAGUACACUCUUCUCACGGGCUUGAACAGUGUCGAAAGACACUUUGGCGUUGAGUUGCGAAAAGAUUCUUCGUCCCUCAAUGGCUGGGGUCGGCCAGGUGUAGUGCUCCAUGACUAUACCAUGUGGACUGUCAGAUCACAGGGACCGCCUAAGAAGCUCCCUGCCAACGAGCGUAUGUCCCGCGCAGCAGUCGAGAAGUAUCUUCAAGCACAUUUGCUCAAGAUCUGCUUACCUUACCCUCGACCAAAGCUCUCUGCUCACCAAGCUGUGCGUGCACCCUUGAACCUGACCGUGCUCUUCCGGUUGAUUUCACAUCUUCAAAGUCUUGGAUAUCCCGCCCAUUGGUUCUCGGACAUUCUCGGGCAGAUGCUUCAAGGAACAGUCUUGACUACCGCAAGAGCUCCCAGACAGUUGGUCACCACUGUAGGAGCGGCUAAGAAGGUGUAUUCUUCCAUGAACAUCAGCGUCAAGCCGUGGCUUGCGGAGCUUACGACUUUGAGUAGUAUCUGGAGAGGACUGCUUCCCUUUGGACUGCUCUGCGAAGACGGUCUGGUCCCUGACAUCGGGCGUGUUAGCAAAUACAGCCUCAAAUUCCCCAUGUCUAGCGACGACAUGCUCAACAGACCACACUUCACAGUCAUCUUCUGGAACACCUCCCUUGGUGCAGUCCCAACCAGCUUGAGGUGGCGCCUUCUUGAUGAUGAGGAAGGGGACCGCAGUCGCAAGGCGAUAAAGAUCCGUGAAGAGGGCAUCCAUAUUCUAACGACAUUCCAGUGGUCAUCAGACACUACCACGGCAGCUUUCUGGUUGCAAAGCGAUGUCGUGAAGGCAAUGCAGAAAGGGGACUGGAAGGCUUACAUCUGGAGACUUGACACCUGGCAGCCGGUCACCUCGGGAGUCUCUGUACGCGACCAUAUCCGCACGCUAGGCAAUUGGAACGGAGAGAAUAUCCCUGACAAGAAUGACGAGGAAGAGCUUCCUAUCAGAUCUGCGUCAAAGGCCUCCACCGAGACCGCAAACAUGUCAUCUUCGACCCAGGAAACCACACCUUUAGUCCAAGAUAAACAGACACCCUCCAUCCCCGCCCACAUAUCCAACGACGUCGAUCGCAAGCUGGUAAGAGAAUUCCAGAUCACUCUCAUACGUCUCGUAGCUGCUGCCGACGAGGAUGUAAAAGAGCCCGGCCUCCCCGGGUCAGUCAAAAAAGUGCGUCAAGCCUACGUCCGCGCCAUCGCCGAAUACCGCAAACGUACAGAUCCCAGCUUCACACCAGCCAAACCCACCAAAUUCGAGGACAGCCCUCUCGGUGAGCUCAUCAACGAAGUUCGACAAGUCGAGUGCAUGCUUCUUGGUGCUCCUCUGCUUCCUGCCGACUUGAAAUGCCAGAUGCAUGUUGCUAGCCUUGUUGCUGGAACUGUGUCUUCUACGGAGGUGCCUAGUAAAGAGUCCCUGUCGUUUUUGGAGAAGUUUGAUCAGCAUAUCGAAACUAGGAAGAGGUAUGAUGCUUGGAAGGAGAAGCAGUGGAAGGAGCCAAAGGAGCCGGGACAGGUGAAUUCGGAUCGUGCUCCCAGUAAGAUGUUGGGUUCCAUCCGCGAGUUGGACUCCCUGACAACAUCACAACUUCCAGGAUAUUGAGUUGGUGUUUCCAGACGGAUAGUCCGACUAGUGGAUGAUAUUUCUCUGGCUACGUGUACUUACCUUGUUGUACAAAUAGUCUAGAAUUACUGCUCUAUCAAGUCUGUCUCUGCCCUUGACAGCGAGCAAGAUUGUAACAUCAGUUGUGCUGUCCUAUCC
This is a messenger RNA of Aureobasidium pullulans EXF-150, 4087 nucleotides long. RefSeq lists its product as uncharacterized. The transcript has 3 exons. Gene Ontology annotation, molecular function: protein binding. Lineage: Eukaryota; Fungi; Ascomycota; Dothideomycetes; Dothideales; Saccotheciaceae. The record is from RefSeq and is a predicted model, not a curated record. The coding region runs from base 110 to 3928 and encodes 1272 amino acids.